Rhodotorula graminis WP1 is the source of this 834-nucleotide messenger RNA. RefSeq lists its product as uncharacterized. The transcript is spliced from 9 exons. Lineage: Eukaryota; Fungi; Basidiomycota; Microbotryomycetes; Sporidiobolales; Sporidiobolaceae. The coding region runs from base 1 to 834 and encodes 277 amino acids. Gene Ontology annotation, biological process: proteolysis. Gene Ontology annotation, molecular function: metalloexopeptidase activity. The record is from RefSeq and is a predicted model, not a curated record.
AUGCGCGACUUCCUCGAGUCGUUCACCGGGUUCCGCACGCGCUACUACCGCAGCGACACGGGCAAGCAGUCGCAGCAGUUCCUCCUCGGCCAGGUGCGCCAGGUCGCCGCGAGCGACAAGUCGCUCGGCAUCACCGUCCGCGAGUUUGCCCACCCGUGGGGCCAGAACUCGAUCAUUGCCCGCAUCGAGCCGGCGCACGACGCCAAGAACCAGAGCGAGGCCGUCGUCAUCCUCGGCGCCCACCAGGACUCGACCAACCUCCUCCCGUUCCUGUCGGCCCCGGGCGCCGACGACGACGCGUCGGGCACGACCUCGAGCCUGAGCGCCUUUACCGCCCUCGUCGAGAGCGGCUUCCGCCCGAGCCACGCCCCGGUCGAGUUCCACUGGUACAGCGCCGAGGAGGGCGGUCUCCUCGGGAGCCAGGCGGUCGCGCAGGACUACGCCAAGCGCGGCGUCAAGGUCAGGAGCAUGCUCCAGAUGGACAUGACUGCUUACGUCAAGCCUGGUACGAGCCCGACGAUCGGCAUCAUCCAGGACUUUGUCGACCCGGCCUUCACCGAGUACCUCACUCGCGUCGUCGACGAGUACGCCGAGAUCCCGGCCGUCAAGACCCAGUGCGGCUACGCCUGCAGUGACCACGCCUCGUGGAGCAAGGUCGGCGCGCCAUCCGCCUUCACCAUCGAAUCGACGUUCGAGGACUCGGACAAGAACAUCCACUCGUCGCGCGACACGAUCGACCAGGACGGCUACUCGCUCGACCACGUCAAGCAGUUUGCGCGCGUCGCCAUUGCGCUCGCCGUCGAGCUCGGCGGCGGCGCGUCGGUCGUCGCUUGA